Manduca sexta (tobacco hornworm) is the source of this 286-nucleotide messenger RNA. RefSeq names its product transcription factor SUM-1-like. Lineage: Eukaryota; Metazoa; Arthropoda; Insecta; Lepidoptera; Sphingidae. Gene Ontology annotation, molecular function: RNA polymerase II cis-regulatory region sequence-specific DNA binding; DNA-binding transcription factor activity, RNA polymerase II-specific; protein dimerization activity. The record is from RefSeq and is a predicted model, not a curated record. Gene Ontology annotation, biological process: muscle organ development; regulation of transcription by RNA polymerase II; positive regulation of myoblast differentiation.
UUAGAAACAGAAAACUGCAAAAGUUACCUGGAGACGCCAGUGACGAGCGCGCGCACGCAACACGACGCGAAGGAAAUCAAAACGGAAGACGAGAAACCUUUCUUAAAUAACGAGAGCAGCGUGUGUGGAGGAAACAGUCUAGCUCGCCUUAGAUGUAUAGUACAAGCCUUAUCCAAAGACAUCGUCCAAUGACACUAGAGUAAUUAGCUUAUUGUCUCUAAUGGUGUUUAUUAUUCUAACCCCCUUAUUCAUUGACGUUAUUAAUCUAAGGACGGAGCAUUGCUGU